Molecule: messenger RNA, 915 nt
Organism: Prorocentrum cordatum
Lineage: Eukaryota; Dinophyceae; Prorocentrales; Prorocentraceae
Source: the annotation of a GenBank genome assembly
GGCAGGGAGAAGGGGCACGGGCAGAUGGAGGAGUUCCAGGUCUUCGACCGCGCGCCUAAGAAUUUCGCGAAGGGCAAGCGCGUCCGCAGGAAGUGGGUCGACGAUGAGCGCUGCGACGACGACGGCAGGGAGUCGGUCAGGGCGCGCUUCGUGGCCAUGCAGUUCGCCUGGGACGCGCGGGGUGACACUUUCGCAGGCGCGCCGCCGCUGGCCGCGUUCAGGCUGGUGGUCUCCUUCGCAUCGAGCCUCUACUCCGCGGGGACCGGCUGCGACGGCACGCUCGGCAUCUACGUGGUGCCGCCCAAGAGAAAGGAGUCCGAAGGCAUCGUGUACCAGCUGAAGUGGGCACUCUACGGCACCAGGAGGGCCUCGUUCUUGUUUCAGAAGCUGACCAUGGAGGUCAUGGAUAAUGGAGGCUUCGUCCGCAUCACGGUGACGGUUCAAGUCUACUACCACAAGGAGCGCCUGCUGAUUGCGAUUGUUCAUGGUGGCGGCGUCCUGGCUGGAGGAAGGAGGGGCGCGCUCGACUGGCUGGGCGAGCUGGUGAGAGGUCACUUCACGAUCAAGGUGAUGCCCAGGGUCGGGAGCCCGAGGCAAGGAAGAGUUGAGCCAGGCAGCUUCCUCAAGUGCACAGUGACGUGGUGCCCCGAAGGUUUCGGCAUCACGCACGAUCGCAAGCACGUGGAGGUCCUGGCCAGCACCAUGCCCAGCAGGAAGACGGGCGAGAGCAACGCCACCAAGCGCGCGAUCACCGCGCCUUCCAGGACAAUCGGGAAGGACUGCAGAGAGUCAUCCGACGAGCCCAGCACGGAGUACGCGACCACCUACUGCAGCACGGCGCACACCGCACUCUACGUCGCACACGACCGCUUCGACAUCCAGCAGGCCGUCGCCUACCUCAUGAGGGCGACCUAG